Myxocyprinus asiaticus (Chinese sucker) is the source of this 3376-nucleotide messenger RNA. RefSeq names its product signal transducer and activator of transcription 1-alpha/beta-like. Gene Ontology annotation, biological process: regulation of transcription by RNA polymerase II; response to peptide hormone; defense response. NCBI's taxonomy places the organism in Eukaryota, Metazoa, Chordata, Actinopteri, Cypriniformes, Catostomidae. The coding region runs from base 205 to 2439 and encodes 744 amino acids. Gene Ontology annotation, molecular function: DNA-binding transcription factor activity, RNA polymerase II-specific; RNA polymerase II cis-regulatory region sequence-specific DNA binding. The record is from RefSeq and is a predicted model, not a curated record. The transcript is spliced from 25 exons.
UUCACACGCUCUACGCACAGAAGUGCGUUCCUGCAAGAGCUGUAGAUUAACGCGUACUGUAAAAUUAAACGCAAAACGACAAUAACGGGUAGCUGGCCUGUUCUUCCCUAUUAUUUCUGCGCAUAGAAGAAAAAUAACAUAUACCUGUGGAUUCUUGCGUUAAACCGUCGCAUUUGGAUAACUGGGGCCCACAGAGUUGCAGAAAUGAGUCAAUGGUUGGAGCUUCAGCAACUGGAUUCAAAGUUUUUGGAACAGGUGGACCAGCUGUACGAUGACAACUUCCCAAUGGCCAUUCGCCAGUAUCUGAGCAACUGGAUAGAGAGUCAUGACUGGGACCAUGUUGCUAAUGUGGAGAAUGAGUCCCUGGCCACUGUGAGGUUCCAUGACUUGUUGACCCAGCUGGAUCACCAACACAGCCGUUUCGCGAUGGAGAAAGACUUCUUGAACCAACAUAACAUCCGCAAGAUCAAGCGGAACUUGCAGAGCCUCUUCCAAGAUAAUCCUGUUUCCAUGGCGAUGAUCAUCAGUAGGAAUCUUAAUGAGGAAAGGAAGAUUCUGGCCUCUGCUCAAACAUCAGAGAAUCGAGCGGAGAGCGCCCAAAAUGACAUGAUCGUGGAGAAACAUCGAGAGAUGGACGGAAGGGUGAAAGAAAUAAAGCUGAAAGUACAGGAAACUGAGCAAAUCAUCAAAAAUCUUGAGGACCUGCAAGACGAAUAUGACUUAAGCAAAACUCUUCAAAGCAGAGAGGAACUGAAUGGGACCAUUUCAAAAGAGGACUUGAAUCGUGAGAGAUUGAUUAUUCAUGCCAUGUUUAUGAAACUCAACGACAUGAGACAGGGUGUGAUUAGUCAGAUGUCAGAGGUGUUGAAUCUCAUGGAUCAGGUGGUGUUCGAGUUAAUCUCAUCAGAACUGGUUGAAUGGAGGCGUCGACAACAAAUGUCCUGUAUCGGUGGACUAACCAAUGUCUGCUUGGACCAGCUGCAGAACUGGUUUACUUCCAUCGGAGAGUCUCUGCUUCAACUCAGACAGCAACUCAAGAAGCUUCUAGAGCUUGAGCAGAAAUUCACAUACGACAGUGAUCCCAUCACUCACAGCAAGAGCACUCUGGAUGACAGGAUAAUGUCAAAUCUCAAAACUCUCAUCACAAACUCCUUGGUAGUUGAGAGACAGCCGUGUAUGCCGACCCAACUCCAACGACCACUGGUGCUGAAGACGGGAGUUCUGUUUACCCUCAAAAUCCGGCUGCUUGUAAAACUUCAGGAAUUCAACCACACAGUUCGAGUGAAGGUGCAAUUCGAUAAGGAUGUUGUUGAGAAACGGAAAGGGUUUCGUAAAUUCAACAUCUUGGGAACGGCCAUGAAGGUCAUGAACAUGGAAGAAUCCAAUGGAAUGGCAGCAGAAUUUCGUCACUUGCAAUUGAAAGAGCAGAAAGUUGCUGGAAACAGGACCAGUGAGGGCCCACUGAUUGUCACAGAAGAACUUCACUCCAUCACCUUUGAAGCAGAACUCUGCUGGUCUGGACUGGUCAUGAACUUUGAGACCACAUCUCUGCCCAUUGUCGUGAUCUCCAAUGUCAGUCAGCUACCCAGUGGAUGGGCUUCCAUCAUGUGGUACAACAUGCUGAUCUCUGAGCCCAAGAACCUUUCUUUCUUUGUGAGUCCUCCUCCGGCAACAUGGGUGCAUCUAUCAGAGGUGCUGAGCUGGCAGUUUUCAUCCAUCACCAAAAGAGGCCUCAAUCAAGAACAGCUAAGCAUGCUGGGUGCUAAACUCCUGGGUCCCAAAGCAAUGAUGGACCCCGAAGCUCAGAUUCCUUGGAAUAAAUUCUGCAAGGCUGGCAGUGAGAAGAACUUCACCUUUUGGUUGUGGAUUGAAGGAAUUCUUGACCUUAUUAAGAGACACCUGCUGAGUCUGUGGGAUGAUGGGUGUAUAAUGGGGUUUGUGACUAAGGACCGAACUAAAGCGCUGCUACAUGACAAAGCUCCUGGGACAUUUCUGUUGCGCUUCAGUGAGAGCAAUCGUGAUGGAGCCAUUACGUUCAGCUGGGUUGAACAUGAUGCAAACGAAGAGCCACAGAUCCGCUCAGUGGAGCCCUACACGAAGAAGGAACUCUCCGCCGUCUCACUUCCCGAUAUCAUUCGGAACUAUCGCGUGAUGGCAGCCGACAACAUCCCAGAAAACCCUCUGCGCUUCCUCUACCCCAAUUUACCCAAAGACGAAGCCUUCCAAAAAUACUAUUCCAAACCUACAGACAAACAAGAACCAAUGGAUGUUGAUAAGAAGUCAGAUGAGGGCUACAUCAGCACCACCCUCAUCUCCAUCUCUGAAAUGAAAACAGCCGAAUAUAACGACACACUCAUGCCAAUGUCCCCUGAGGUUUACGGCGAGCUGGAGCGCAUGAAUCGAUACAUAGGAGAUUUCAGAUCUUUGGAGUUGCCAUAAAAAUGCCAAUAAGUUAUUUGAAAUGACAGACGACUGGCAAAAAGUAGAAAUCUUUCUUUCAAUCUCUGUGUGCAUUCUUGUAAUACCACAAACAAUGCAAGAGGAACAAACAUAGACAUUUGUGUCAAGCAGUCCUUUGUUUUAUUAUAACGUUGAGAAAUGUCUUGAAAAACACUGUAUACUUGCUGUCAUCUGAAACAAAAACAUAAUUCACCCAAAUAUGAGAAUUCAGUCAUUUACUUACCAUAUUAUUCCAAACCUGUAUGAAAUUCUUCUGUGCAACUCAUAAAGAGAUGUUUGGCAAAUGUUUGGAGUCAGCAUCCAUUUUUGUAUGGAAAAAGAUGCAGUGAAAGUGAAUGGUGAUCGAGGCUGUCAGCCCCUAACUGGAACAACAUGAUUCUUGUUUUUGGGUGAAUUAUUCCUUUAAGUUCAUAUUAAUGCUGUUGUUACCUCAGAACUUAAUUCAUCAAAUAUAAACAACUUGUUAUUGUGAGUCAGGGAAGUUGUGUAUAAAUAUCACUUCAUUUAUCUUUGCAAAUAUGCUAAGUAUCAGAACAAAUCGGAGGUGGUGAGAUAAGAAGCUAGAAGGGUGAAUCUGUCGAUAACCUGCCAAGAACAUUUCAAAUGUCUUUUCUUUUGAUUUUGGGGUAAAGCAUUAUCUGAAAAUGUUCUUGGCAGGUUAUCGACAGAUUCACCCUUCUAGCUUCUUAUCUCACCACCUCUUUAGUAAUACCAAGUGUGCUUGUCUGCAUAGAACGUGUGCUUAUAGUAAUGAAACCAUCCAUCUCCAGAGGGACUUAAUGCAAAUGUACACAGCUGGUGGCACCAAAUCAGUCAGUGUUAUAACCAGUGCAUUUACUGUUUAACCGUUAACUUCACUUGUACAGUAUUGAUACUAAAGCAUGUACUGACAAUUAAAACAGUAAAUUUAUAAAAA